AUGGCGCCCCAUUUCAUUGGUCGACAACAAAAAGUUGAAGAUAUCUCGCGUGUGUUGACGUCCACAUCUGCUUACGUAGUCUCUGUAUCUGGACCCCCUGGUUUUGGCAAAACCUCAUUGGCUAUUGCAGUAGGACACCAACUUAGACAGCUUGGAGUACCAGUUUAUUUCCUUUCCUUGAGAAGCGUCAAGACUACGGAAGAGCUGAUCUCUGACCUGUUAAACACAUUUGCAUAUACGUCGUCUGAUCUAACGGGGCAAGAGCGUUCAAAACUGUGCGAACUCCUCAGUGCAAUUCCUUCCAAUAUUUGCAUCAUCCUCGAUAACGCCGAUGACCUUUUUCAGAGUAGUGGUGAAACGAGUCAAGAUGUUUUAGAGCUACUGGAAAAGAUCUUUUCUCAUUGCAAAAAUGUGUCCUUUCUAUUGACAACAAGGACGAGUCUUCAAUCGGUGCUGGGAAGAAAAUUUGGCGAUCACAUGUCUGUCAGUGUUGCAUCGCUAGACAGAAAAUUGUCACAAAUGCUUGUUCAAGAACUUUUCCCCGCUGCUGAUGAAAGUGAAUGCUGCAGAGUGGCUGAGGUUUGUGGAGACGUUCCGCUGGCAAUCAAGCUUUUGUGCGGUCAAAUCGUUGACGAGAGGAAGAGUGCAUCUCAAUUCCUUGACCACUUCAGCUGCUCUUCAACACCAGUAGCAGAGUUGUUAGAUGAUCCAUAUGCGCCUAAUGAUCAACGUUUAAAGGUCUUGUUCGAGUCUUAUUUCAAAAGACUAUCUCGAGAAGAGCAAGAAGCAUUUGCUUGUCUUUCAGUUUUUGUCAGUGAAGUGUUCGACGAGAAAGCUGCAGUAAAGAUCAUUGGAGGAGAUGAAGACACCGCAAAAAAAACUUUGUUGGGGCUCAGGAGAAAAUAUUUGAUUGAAGGAAAUUCCUCCGAACCAGUGCUGUUUUCCUUUCACCCCGUGAUCAGGUCAUUUGGUUCAGAAAAAGCAGCUGUUGAUAUGAAAGAAAUUGCUUGCGAUGCAGAAAUGCGAUUCCUGAGUUAUUACGUAAAGUUGUGUGAAGAUUUAAACAACCAGUUUCUUGCUGGAAAUUCUAUGCUCGCGUUUCACGAUUUCGAAUUCAACAGAGAAAAUAUGGUGUAUAGUCUCUCGGAAGGUCUUCAAAAUGAAGCUGUCUGUGACGCAAUUUUCGAUGUUCUUUCCGAUGCGGAUCUGUUUUUGGACACCGUGUUCUUCUGUAAGUUUUGCUGGAUGUUUGACAGAAUUUACAAUUUAGCAAUAGCCAAGGCAAAACAGCAGCGGAAAUUUAAAGCUGUUCACCAAUUGCUAAUUUCUAAAGCUGUCACUGAAAUAACCUGGGUUGACGGAACGACAUUGACAUUACUAAACGAGGCCGACGAAAUAGAGAAGCAAAAUCCUUUCCUUACUUCAGAAGUUGCAAUGGGAAAACGAAUGUGUUACCAUGGGAUUCACUUGCUAAGAUGUAAAGCGGCAGCGAAAGGAGGCGAAAUUCUUGAAACAGGAAUUUCUCUGUUGGGUCCUGAAAAUACUGUACUUAAG
Molecule: messenger RNA, 1554 nt
Organism: Paramuricea clavata
Lineage: Eukaryota; Metazoa; Cnidaria; Anthozoa; Malacalcyonacea; Plexauridae
Source: the annotation of a GenBank genome assembly